AUGACAACAUUAGAGAACACAACAACUGCUAUCGUUCAUGAAGCCAUAAAUGAAGAAUACGAGUACAUACAGUAUAACAAACAGUUACGUCUCAUUCGUUCAGUCAAAGAUGACAUGUACCAAAUGCAGAGUAUAAUGAAUGCUCUUCGUUCUACAAAGCAAGCAUAUCAUUGGUUUGAAAACCAACAGACAAAAGAACUUUUAGAAGAAUUUCCUCAUAUGAUUGCUUCCCUCGGAAAACCGGGGGAAGAGAUUCCGUACGAAAAUCGCAAGAAUUUGGCUCCUGGUUUGAUUAUUAUUGUUCAUAGACUUUUAGUAAAUGCUGUAGCAAUGUGGGCUUGGCCCCGUUAUGCUUGUUAUAUUUUCAUGAUGUUAGAUGAACUAUAUAAAGCAGAACGUGGAGAGAUGGAAAAGGAACUUCAUGCAAAAGAUGAAGUCAUUGAAUCCAAAGACAAAAGCAUACAGAAAAGAAUACCACGUUCAGUACCAAAAGGAAAGGAAAAGAGCUAUAAGUAUAUGAUAUAUACUGAAGAGUUGGAAAAUGAAGAAGAUAAAGAUAUGGUUAUGUUACAUUUAGUCAGAAGAAACAACAAGAGCUUUUAUGACUUAGCUAAGAUAUAUAAAUCUGACAGAAACUG
Molecule: messenger RNA, 638 nt
Organism: Trichomonas vaginalis G3
Lineage: Eukaryota; Parabasalia; Trichomonadida; Trichomonadidae
Product: KilA, N-terminal/APSES-type HTH, DNA-binding family
Exons: 1
Source: RefSeq, a predicted model, not a curated record